GUAGAGUAUUUUUCAAAUAUCCUGUUUAGUCCACGAUGUACCUCAUUCAAUAAGCCAGUAUGAUGAAACAGUUGGAGCAGCCUUAAAUGAAUUCGUUAAAUUGAGUGGGGAAGUCGGUGGCGAUGUUAAAGAUGCGGUAAAGGUUGUCAAAUGUGCUUUUACAGAAAUGAGGAAGUUUAUUUGGAAUGCCAGCGGUCAGGUGGAACUGAAUCCUGAUGAAAUGAGUGCCAAAACGAGCCAAUUAAGCCAGGAAGUUGAAAAAAUGAAUGCAUUAGCUUCGUCAAAACGUACUUCACCCUUCUUUAAUCAUCUUUCUGCUCUUUCUGAUGGCCUCCCCGCCGUAGGAUGGCUUACAGUGAAACCGACUCCUGGUCCGUUUGUCGCGCAAAUGCGUGAUGCGGCGAUGUACUAUGUAAACCGUGUGUAUAAAGAUUAUAAGGAUGGCGACAAAGUGCAUACACAGUGGGCUAAGUCUUGGGUAGAGUUACUUACAGUGCUGGAAAAGUACAUCCGUCAAGUCCAUACAACUGGUUUGGUUUGGAAUUCAUCUCCGGGAGCUUUGUGUCCUAACUCAGAUGCCGCUGAAAAAACUGGAAGUUCACCGCAAAGUGCAACUGUUCCUCCACCACCUCCUGUAAUUCCUCCAAGUGUGUUUUGCCUGUCGGCUGUUUUUUUUGCUGAUAGUAGAUCAGCUCUUUUUGCCGAAAUAAAUAAAGGCGAAGACAUAACUAAAGGUCUCAAGAAAGUCACUAAAGAUAUGCAAACGCAUAAAAACCCUGCGUUAAGAGCUCAGGUAGCUAAGGAGACGGGAAGUUUUUCAGCACGGAGAGAGGUUGAUAAACCUCCCAAGCUUGCGUUGGAAAACGGCAAACAGUGGAACGUGGAGUAUUACAAAGAUGAACAGAAUAUUGUUGUCGAAAUCACUGACAUGAAGCAGACUGUGUACAUAUAUAAGUGCGAAAACUGUGUUAUUCAAGUUAAGGGUAAGGUGAAUUCUAUAACAAUGGAUGGCUGUAAGAAAACUUCAGUUGUUUUCGAAAGUCUUUUGUCUCAGGUUGAGAUUAUUAACUGUCAAAGCGCACAAGUUCAGACUCUGGGUGCAAUGCCAACAAUAUCAAUUCAAAAAACCGAUGGUUGUCAGGUUUAUUUGAGUAAAGAUUCUUUGAAUGCAGAAUUUAUAACUAGUAAAUCGUCAACAAUGAAUAUACUGGUUCCGUCAGCAGAUGGAGAUUUUCAAGAAUAUCCGAUCCCUGAACAGUUCAAGACAAUUUUUGAUGGGAAAAAACUCCAGACAACUGUAUCUGAUAUCGUUUAA
This is a messenger RNA of Enterobius vermicularis (human pinworm), 1315 nucleotides long. Lineage: Eukaryota; Metazoa; Nematoda; Chromadorea; Rhabditida; Oxyuridae. The record is from the annotation of a GenBank genome assembly.